AUGACAUCUUCAGACACCAAAGUGGCGGAAAUUCGGACCUCGAUUGUCCCCAAAAAUCGCAGAACAGCAGUGCGUAGCUUAUGGCCUUCGAUAGUUGAAGUCUUAACAAAGCAGCUGAAGUUGAUGGUGUGCAUGAAGACGGACAGGAAAACGUGGAAGGUAUUUAUAAAGCCAUCAGCAGAAACUCGAGAUCCUCAGCACCUUCAAAAAGGAUUUGAUUUUGUGAAUGCUUUCCUGAAAGGUUUCAAGUACGAAGAUGCGCUUGCUGUUGUUAGAAUAGAUGGCAUUUACGUGGACUCAUUUCACAUUAUGGAUGUUAAGCAAACACUUAAGGGUGAUCACAUGGCACGAGCAGUAGGUCGCAUUUGUGGUGCUAAAGGUCGUAUUCGUAUGUGCAUUGAAAAUGCUACACGAACUCGCAUAGUUGUUGCCGAUGAAACCAUACACAUUCUGGGUAGCAAUGAUCGUAUUGCUGUGGCUCGACGAGCAAUUUGUGAUUUAAUACUGGGCGCCCCUCCAAACAAGAUUUUUGGUAAAAUUCGAACUCAUGCAGCUAGAUUAGAUUCUUCUCUGUAAUUUUUAUAAUUUAUGCAUUUUCAAUGCGUGAAACGUAAUUUUUAAACAUUUUUUUCUCAUUAUCACUGACAUAAAUUUAUGUACAGUCUGU
Heterobilharzia americana is the source of this 667-nucleotide messenger RNA. Lineage: Eukaryota; Metazoa; Platyhelminthes; Trematoda; Strigeidida; Schistosomatidae. The record is from the annotation of a GenBank genome assembly.